AUCAUUCCUUCCUCACUCGUCAUUCAGUGAACAUACAAUGGCCUUCUUCAAAGUGUGCGUGACAUUAGCUGUAGUGGGUUUGGCGUGUGCUUCACCAGCCAAACAUUCCUUGUUUUCCAACAUGGACGAAACGAGGUCUUUGUGUGCAGAAGACGACCCCAUCGCCUGCUUGAAGCUUAAAGCCAUCACCUUCUUGGAUACCAUUCUCUCGAAGGACAACUUCCAAAUGGAAAAUGUGGAAGUCAACAAGAAUAGUUACAGAUCCAACGAAAUUACAAGCAGAGGUGACGCAUCCAUUGAAGAUCAUGUCGAGGAAUACAUCAAAGGUCAUGAUGCUACUUUCAAACUCCCCGUGGUAGGAGCUGUAACUGUUGAAGCCAGGAAUUUGGAUAACGACGAAAUCAACUUCAAAGUCAACUACAACAACGGUGUGCAAGAAGCCCGUAAAUCCAAGCUGAAGAAGAUCUUCAUCCCCAUCCUGGUCUUCGUUCUUCUCAAAGCCAUGACUUUGGUACCUCUGGCUCUCGGGGUCUUGGGUCUGAAGGCCUGGAACGCCCUUCAACUGUCCUUCCUCUCCUUCGUGGUUUCCGUUGGCUUGGCCAUCUUCCAGCUGUGCAAGAAGAUCGCCGCUGAUAGCGCGCACCCACAGAUCUCCGCCCACGGUCCUUGGGAAGCCCAGGCUUACGCCAGCCAGUACAGGUCCUUGGAUGGUGCCCAGGAUAUGGCCUAUUCCGCAUACGCCCCACAAUAGAAAGAAAUAGAAGACUUGUAUUUAUUUAUUUAUGAUUUUUUGUUAUUUAUUAAGUAAAUAAAUUUUAAAAUUGAAAUUAA
Brassicogethes aeneus is the source of this 831-nucleotide messenger RNA. The record is from the annotation of a GenBank genome assembly. NCBI's taxonomy places the organism in Eukaryota, Metazoa, Arthropoda, Insecta, Coleoptera, Nitidulidae.